Oryzias latipes (Japanese medaka) is the source of this 820-nucleotide messenger RNA. RefSeq names its product ATPase H+ transporting V1 subunit G1 (gene atp6v1g1). NCBI's taxonomy places the organism in Eukaryota, Metazoa, Chordata, Actinopteri, Beloniformes, Adrianichthyidae. Gene Ontology annotation, biological process: synaptic vesicle lumen acidification. The record is from RefSeq and is a predicted model, not a curated record. Gene Ontology annotation, cellular component: vacuolar proton-transporting V-type ATPase, V1 domain; vacuolar proton-transporting V-type ATPase complex; synaptic vesicle membrane. Gene Ontology annotation, molecular function: ATP hydrolysis activity; proton-transporting ATPase activity, rotational mechanism.
CAAGUCACGUGACACUAUCGUGACGCCGUGUCAGCUGACAGCAGAGGAACCGUCAACCGUCCGUCGACCUUCGUGGCUCCGUGUUUCUCCGGUUCUUGUGUCGGUGCGUCCGCGGUUCUCUCCCCGGUAUGGCGAGCCAGUCUCAGGGCAUCCAGCAGCUGCUGCAGGCCGAGAAGAGAGCGGCCGAGAAGGUGGCGGAGGCCCGGAAGCGUAAGAACCGGCGCCUGAAGCAGGCCAAGGAGGAGGCCCAGGCCGAGAUCGAGCAGUACCGCCUGCAGAGGGAGAAGGAGUUCAAGACCAAGGAGGCCGCAGCUCUUGGUUCCCAUGGCAACAGUGCAGUGGAGGUAGAUCGGGACACGGUGGAGCGCAUGGCUCGCAUCCAGGACAGUUACCGUAGUAACCGAGAAGCAGUGCUGGGGGAGCUGCUGCGGCGCGUCUGCGACAUCCAACCAGAGUUUCACGCCAACUACCGAGUGGCUGGCUAAGUGGGAGGAGCUUAACCACAGCAGGAGUACAGGGGUGGGGCUAACUCGGCUGCCACAGCGGCGCUGCCCUUGUUUUGUUGUGAAGGUGUUGAUGUUCCUUUGUGCUGACGUCUGUGUACCCGUGCUGAUGUUUAGAGUAUUUAUACAUGAAAACAUGGAUGUUUAGUCGACCGGAACCAAAGCCGCUCCUCUGACGGCAAACUGACGGAAAAAAGGAGAGGCUUUUAUUGUGAAAUUCUGCAUCAAAUUUUGUUGUAGUUGCUUCCUGCACGUGACAUUGUGACUUCCUGCUGUCUGAGUGUUGAACAUAUUAAAGUGAUCACUGAUUGGCUGAA